AUGGCAAGUGUAAAUGCCACAUCAGCUCUCAUUACACUCAAUAUCAUCAUUUUCCUCACUUGUGUUUCGCUCACGGCCAAUCCGUGCCUGCCAUCUGGAAACCCGACUAAGACCUCGACAAGUGGCCGGUCGAUACCCUUAAGUUGGGCUUAUGUUGUGGGAACAAAACCGAGCAGCCAAUGUUGUGAACUUGUGAAAGGCUUAGCCGAUUUUGAAGCCACAUUGUGCCUUUGUACAGCGAUUAAGGCUAACGUGCUCGGGAUUGCGAAAGUUUAUAAGGUCCCGAUUGCCUUGAGCCUGGCGGUUAAUUUGUGUGGAAAGAAAGUGCCACGAGGCCCUCUCGGCUUCAUAUUCUCAAUGGAUAUUGAAGGCCUGUUUUCUACAUCACUUAGCGAUGUGGGAAAAGUAGACUCCCCAACAGCAAACCUCGAUGGAUGUGGGAUGAUGAGCACCGUGGAGUUCAUCGAGGACUCGAGCAUGACAUUGAUUAAGGCUAACGUGCUCGGUAUUGCGAAAGUUUAUAAGGUCCCGAUUGCCUUGAGCCUGGCGGUUAAUUCAUGCGGGAAGAAAGUGCCACGA
Molecule: messenger RNA, 579 nt
Organism: Striga asiatica
Lineage: Eukaryota; Viridiplantae; Streptophyta; Magnoliopsida; Lamiales; Orobanchaceae
Source: the annotation of a GenBank genome assembly